CUGUGAUUGGUGGAGACAAACUCAAGCUCGGUUGUGAUUGGCUGGUCCGGGAGCAAGUCCAGUUUUCUUAAGACACGCCCUCUUUCUUGGUCAAAGCACCAACAUGGAGACUGCUGGAAAAGUGAUCAAGUGCAAGGCUGCAGUGGCCUGGGAAGCUGGAAAGCCUUUAUCAGUGGAGGAAGUGGAGGUGGCACCACCCAAAGCCCAUGAAGUGAGAGUGAAGAUCCACGCGACAGGCGUGUGUCACACCGACGCCUACACUCUGAGCGGCAGCGACCCCGAGGGCCUGUUUCCCGUCAUCCUGGGCCACGAGGGAGGAGGAACCGUGGAGAGCGUCGGAGAGGGAGUGACCAAGUUCAAACCAGGAGACACUGUGGUUCCACUGUACAUCCCACAAUGUGGAGAAUGCAAGUUCUGCAAAAACCCGAAGACCAACCUGUGCCAGAAAAUCAGGGUGACCCAGGGGCAGGGUCUGAUGCCCGAUAAGACCACCAGGUUCACCUGUAAAGGUAAAUCCAUCUUCCACUUUAUGGGCACCAGCACAUUCAGCGAGUACACGGUGGUGGCCGAUAUCUCUCUGACUAAAGUGGAUGAACGCGCACCGCUCGAUAAAGUGUGUCUGCUCGGGUGUGGGAUCUCGACAGGGUACGGAGCUGCGCUGAACACUGCUAAGGUCGAGCCCGGAUCCGUGUGCGCGGUGUUCGGUUUGGGAGCCGUCGGUCUCGCCGCCAUCAUGGGCUGUAAAGCCGCCGGAGCCUCCCGGAUCAUCGGCGUGGACAUCAACCCGGAAAAGUUCGAAGUGGGCAAGAAAUUCGGCACCACCGAGUGUGUGAACCCGAAAGACCACAGCAAACCCAUUCAGGAAGUGCUGAUGGAGAUGACUGAUGGAGGCGUGGACUACAGCUUCGAAUGCAUCGGCAACGUCGCCAUCAUGCGUGCCGCUCUGGAGGCGUGUCAUAAGGGCUGGGGGACGAGCGUGAUCAUCGGCGUGGCCGGCGCGGGUCAGGAGAUCUCCACUCGGCCGUUCCAGCUCAUCGUAGGACGCACGUGGAAGGGCACUGCGUUCGGAGGUUGGAAGAGUGUCGAGAGCGUCCCUAAACUGGUGGAAGACUACAUGAACAAGAAACUGAUGGUGGACGAGUUCGUGACCCACACGCUGCCCUUCGAUCAGAUCAACGAAGCCUUCGACCUCAUGCAUGCUGGAAAGAGCAUCCGAGCCGUCCUGACCUUCUGAAGACCAGCUUGAGCUCCUCUAUCAAACUUGGAUCAUUAAUUAAUGUCUGGCACUUAGAAAUAACUCGAGCACUUACAGUUCAGAUCCUGAUCUCAGAGUUGGUGAUUGUUGCACAUUAAAGUGGAUUUAAAAAAAAAGAUCAAUAAACUGAUCAUUACAUGGUUUA
This is a messenger RNA of Silurus meridionalis, 1400 nucleotides long. It is a transcript of the gene adh5, whose product is annotated as alcohol dehydrogenase 5. Gene Ontology annotation, cellular component: cytosol. NCBI's taxonomy places the organism in Eukaryota, Metazoa, Chordata, Actinopteri, Siluriformes, Siluridae. The transcript is spliced from 9 exons. Gene Ontology annotation, molecular function: S-(hydroxymethyl)glutathione dehydrogenase [NAD(P)+] activity; zinc ion binding. The coding region runs from base 104 to 1234 and encodes 376 amino acids. Gene Ontology annotation, biological process: formaldehyde catabolic process. The record is from RefSeq and is a predicted model, not a curated record.